Molecule: messenger RNA, 363 nt
Organism: Letharia columbiana
Lineage: Eukaryota; Fungi; Ascomycota; Lecanoromycetes; Lecanorales; Parmeliaceae
Exons: 1
Coding region: 1-363 (120 amino acids)
Source: RefSeq, a predicted model, not a curated record
AUGCCCAGCAUCCACUCGAUCCGCCCCGAGGACGACGUCUGCGGGAAAUGGCCCGGUCUCUGGUCACAAGGACACCUCAUGGACUCUCUCAUCUGCUGCAUGAUGUUCCGAGACCUCCAUCACAUGGACGAGGACAGCAUCGCCUACGUGCUCGGGAUCAGCUACACAGGAUGUGCAGGGAUGACGGGGCGAGACGUCGUGGAGCUUUAUGGAUUCUUGCAAGCCAAUCCGACCCUGCACAGCAACCCGAUCAAGUACUGGCUGGACAACUUGAAUCGAAACGUGGAGAAACCCGACGGUCGGCGUUUGGUGACCUUGGCGAUCCUGAGGUUCGGCCGCAGAAGUCGUCCAAGGGAACGGUGA